CUUGAGGCGUGAGUCGGGAGAGGAAGACUUCAUGCAGGCGACAGGCAGAUGAGCUGAUGGCAAGUAAGGGACUCUUCUAGCAGUGUGACGCCCCGUGAGAAAAGCACAAGAUGCUUCAGCAUAAUCUGGUCACCCGGGACUCCUCUCACACACCCAUUGUCAGUAUCGCGUCUGAUCAGCCUGCCCUGAGCGAGCAGGAGGAGCUACAGAGGCGAGCUAAUCAGGUGACAGAUGAAUCGCUGGAGAGCACGCGCAGGAUGAUGCAACUGGUGGAAGAAAGCAAAGAUGCCGGCAUUCGAGCGUUGGUCAUGUUGGAUGAACAAGGAGAGCAGCUGGAGCGCAUCGAAGAAGGUUUGGAUCAGAUCAACUCGGACAUGAAGGAAGCGGAGAAGAACCUGACCGACUUGGGCAAGUGCUGCGGCCUGUGUGGCUGUGACAAGCUCAAGGCCUUCGAGAAAAGCGGCGCCUACAAGGCAGUUUGGGGCGGGGCGUCCGGACAAGACGGCGUGGUGUGCAAUCAGCCGCCAUCGUCUCGGGUGGUGGACGAGCGGGAACAAAUGACCAUGAGCGGCGGACACAUUCGAAGGGUGACCAACGACGCCCGCGAGGACGAGAUGGAGGACAACCUGGCUCACGUGGGCAACAUCAUUGGGAACCUGAAGAGCAUGGCGCUGGACAUGGGCAGCGAGAUCAACGCGCAGGACGCCCAGAUGGUGCGCAUUGAUGGGAAGGUCAACCACAACAUGUCUCGCAUCGAUGCCGCCAACCAGAAAGCGAACACCCUCAUGAAGCGCUGAGACGUCGCCCCGGGACGUCGCUCAAAAGUGGAAGCCCGCCAUUGGUCCAGCUGGAAGGGAGCGGCGUGAUUUGACUAAAAAUAACACUCACUGAGCUUACAACAAAACAAAACAAUGACCUGUUAAAAUGGUGGCUGUUUUCUUUACAUAUUCUAUAAGGAUAUUAUAUCUGAUAAGUGAUCCACCUAGAUUUUCAACAUCCAGACGCCCCAAACUUCAAUUAUCCAUAACCAAAACAGGCGUUUGCCCCUGUCGGCCACCGUAGCUUUUGUAAACAAACAUUAGGAGAGAGAGAAAAGAAGCACGGCAGUGCCUUCUGCUGGCGUACGAUGGUGUCACGUACAAGACAGACGUCCUGUGUGCACUUUGAGAGUGAACUCUGGCGACAACAAGCGGCCACAAAGACAAGCACAACACAAUGAUAGCAAUGAUACAAACAAAGUAAACAAUGUGUUGUGCGCUUGUCGGAGAACAGUCAAAAAUAUUAUAUACGAAAUUAAAAACACAGGCAGGUUGGUAAAAGUAUCAAAUAUGAGUUGCACUUGUAAGAGUACUAUACAUUUGACUUUUGAUUGAUUCAUUGAUUGAAGCUUUUAUUAGUAGAUUGCACAGUACAUAUUCCGUACAAUUGACCACUAAAUGGUAACACCCAAAUAAGUUUUUAAACUUGUUUAAAGGGGAACAUUAUCACAAUUGCAGAAGGGUUAAAACCAAUAAAAAACAGUUCCCAGCGGCUUAUUUUAUUUUUCGAAGUUUUUUUCAAAAUUUUACCCAUCAUGGAAUAUCCCGAAAAAAGGCUUUAAAGUGCCUGAUUUUCGCUAUCUUCAAAUCCAUCGUCCAUUUUCCUGUGACGUCAUUUAGUGAUGACAACAUGGCAGAUAGCACAGCAAGAUAUAGCGACAUUAGCUCGGAUUCAGACUCGGAUUUCAGCGGCUUAAGCGAUUCAACAGAUUACACAUAUAUUGAAACAUAUGGUUGGAGAAUGGAGGCAGAUAGCGAAAACGAAAUUGAAGAAGAAACUGAAGCUACUUAGCGAAUAGCUAUUGACGCUAUUCGGCGAUCGCCUUCGAUUGAGUGUCGCAGGAUGUCCAUACAUCUCUGUGCCAUGUCUGCCUUAGCACCGCCGGUAAAAUGUGCAGACCAAACGAUCGGGACUUUCGCAUCUUGUGACACUGGAGCGACUUAAAGCCGUUGAUUGUUAAGUGUUUGUUUGACAUUAAAUGUGGGUGGAGAGAAAGGCUGGAUGCAAAUAUAGCUACAAAUGUACAUACAGCUAGCCUAAAUAGCAUGUUAGGAUGAAUUAGCUGGCAGUCAUACCGUGACCAAAUAUGUCUGAUUAGCACAUAAGUCAAUAACAUCAACAAAACUCACCUUUGUGAUUUCGUUGACUUUAUCGUUGGAAAUGCAUCUGCAGGAUAUCCAUACAUCUCUGUGCCAUGUCUGCCUUAGCAUCGCCGGUAAAAUGUGCAGACCAAACGAUCGGGACUUUCGCAUCUUGUGACACUGGAGCAACUUAAAUCCGUCGAUUGGUAAAUGUUUGUUUGGCAUUGAAUGUGGGUGGAGAAAAAGGCUGGAUGCAAAUAUAGCUACAAAUGUACAUACAGCUAGCCUAAAUGGCAUGUUAGCAUCGAUUAGCAUGCCGUGCUAAUCGAAGCACACUCCAUGUAAGUCAACUUGAAUCCGUCCCUGAUCCUGUUGUUACACCCUCCGACAACACACCGACGAGGUAUGAUGUCUCCAAGGUACGGAAAACAGUCGAAAAAAUGGAAAAUAACACAGCUGAUUAGACUCGAUGUUUGUAAUGUGUUUGAGAAAAUGGCGGACUGACUACCUAGGUAACGUCACGUUGUGACGUCAUCGCUCUGAGAAUUAAUAAUAGAAAGGCGUUUAAUUCGCCAAAAUUCAACCAUUUAGAGUUCGGAAAUCGGUUGAAAAAAUAUAUGGUCUUUUUUCUACAACAUCAAAUUAUAUAUUGACGCUUACAUAGGUCUGGUGAUAAUAUUCCCCUUUAAGUCGAGGUCCACGUUAAUCAAUUCAUGGCAAUUUAAUUUGGGAUAUAAGUGUUGUGAACGCAAAAUCUCAAAAUAUAACUUAAUGAAAUAAAUAAAUAAAAAACACAGCAAUAAGAGGACAGUUGUUAAAAAUGGAACCAUGAAUAUAACUGCAUGGUUAAGGAAUGGCAAACACUACGGUAUAAAUCAGGCGUGUCAAACUAAUUUUGGAUCGUGGGCCACAUGGAGAAAAAUCUACUCCCAAGUGGGCCGAACUGGAGAAAUCACGGCACGAUAAAAAUAAAGACACAUUCAGAUUGUUUUCUUUGUUUACAAAUAGAACAAGCAAGUUCUAAAAUUGCUCAAAUCAUAACGUUGAUGGGUUUUGUCUUUUUUUUUUUUUUUACAAUUACUUGUUGCGGUUAAUAAUAUAUUUACUUUGUUGUUAUUUAUAUUUUCUGAAUCAAUUAUGUGAAAAUGUUCAUCAGUCAACUCAUUGGUGUUCAUUUUCAAUCUAUCAAGAUAAAAAAAAUUAUAUCAAAAUCCAAUUACAGGAUCCUAUUUAUGCAGUUUAAUAAUUUUCCUUGACUAACAU
Messenger RNA from Nerophis ophidion (straightnose pipefish), 3383 nucleotides. Its product is annotated as SNARE_SNAP25N and SNARE_SNAP23C domain-containing protein. Bases 111 to 797 code for a protein of 228 amino acids. The record is from RefSeq and is a predicted model, not a curated record. The transcript has 8 exons. Gene Ontology annotation, molecular function: syntaxin-1 binding; SNAP receptor activity; voltage-gated potassium channel activity. Lineage: Eukaryota; Metazoa; Chordata; Actinopteri; Syngnathiformes; Syngnathidae. Gene Ontology annotation, cellular component: SNARE complex; plasma membrane. Gene Ontology annotation, biological process: synaptic vesicle priming; synaptic vesicle fusion to presynaptic active zone membrane; exocytosis.